Aphidius gifuensis is the source of this 1805-nucleotide messenger RNA. It is a transcript of the gene TTLL15, whose product is annotated as probable tubulin polyglutamylase ttll-15. Gene Ontology annotation, biological process: protein modification process. Bases 287 to 1771 code for a protein of 494 amino acids. NCBI's taxonomy places the organism in Eukaryota, Metazoa, Arthropoda, Insecta, Hymenoptera, Braconidae. The record is from RefSeq and is a predicted model, not a curated record. The transcript has 4 exons.
UUUAAUUUUCUAGGAAAAAUAUCAAUUAAAAAAUAUUGAUAAAUUGAUGGGUUAAAUUCAAACAAUUUACGUGAUAAACAUGAUAAAAUAAACCGGUUUUAAUACACGUGAACUUUAUGGAAGGAGACGAUCAAGCACUCACAUAUAUUUAUUUUAAACAACGGUAAAUUUUUAGGACACAAGUCAACUUUACGUUCAGUUUGCUGGGUAAUUUUGCGGCUCUCAGUGCGAUUUAUUUAAAAAAAAAAUAAUUUUAAAAAGUACAAUAAAAUAAUUAUCAAACGCAAUGACAAAAUCAGAAAGUGAAUCUGAAAAUUCAACUCCAAUAUCAAAACCAAAAACCAAAGUACUAUUUAAAAUAAUUAUCAUUCCAAUUUUACUAUCAAUUAUUUGUUACUAUUCACUGAUUUAUCACAAAAAAUAUUUAGAAAAUCAUGUAAAUAUAAAAUUGAACGAGAGUAAACCAGUCUACUGGUUGUUCUCAAAAUCAAAAAGUGAAAAUCACCUAAAACACGUUGUCAUUGUCCUGGACAGACUGGGUCUUCAUCGUGGAACUGAUAAAUCAGACUGGAAUAUUCUCUGGUCACAUGAGCAUCCAUUUAGUCAACUAUCAACAAAUUUUCGUGGUCUAAAAAGUCAUCAACGAGUCAAUCACAUACCAGGUUUUGGAUUCAUCACAAAUAAAGUUGAUUUAUCAAAAACAGAAAGUCCAUAUAUUCCAGCAUCAUACAAAAUUCCAGAUGACAAUGAAUUAUUAUUAAAAAUAGCCAAAGAAAAUCCAAAUAAAUUAUUUGUACAAAAAUCAAAUAAUCAUCGUAAUAUUGAAAUUAAAAAUAUAGAAAAUAUUGAUUUUAAAAAUGACAAAUCAUUUGUACAAGAAUAUAUUGAUAAACCAUAUUUAAUUGAUGGUUUUAAAUUUGAUAUUGGUGUUUAUACUGUUGUAACAUCAAUUGAUCCACUUCGUAUUUAUACAUACAAAGGUGAUGUUUUAUUUCGUUUUUGUCCACAUGAAUAUCAUCCAUUUGAUCAAAAUGACAUUGAUAAAUAUGUUGUUGGUGAUGAUUAUUUACCAAUAUGGAAUGUACCAUCAUUAAAAAAAUAUUAUGUUGAUUAUGGUUUUUCAAUGAAAGAAACAUUUGAUGCUUAUGCUAAAACAAAAGGACAAAAUCCUGAUAAAAUAUGGAAUAAUGUUUAUCAAGCAAUAACAUCAAUUGUUCUUGAUAAAGAAAAAAAAAUUGCUGAAUUUUAUAAUAAUUAUCCAAGUAAAAGAAAUUUUUUUGAAAUGGUUAGAUUUGAUUUUAUACUUGAUGAAGAUCUUAAUGUUUUUGUUAUGGAAGCAAACAUGUCACCAAAUUUAUCAUCAGCUCAUUAUCCACCAAAUCGUUUGUUGUAUGAACAAGUAUUAUUUAAUCUAUUUGCACUUAUUGGUAUUGGACAAAGAAUUGAUCCUAUCUAUAGAAAACCUCGUAACUGGAAAGAACGUGAGAUAGAAGUUGCUGAUAAAAAUAUAGCUGUUCUUCCAGAUGUUUGUUUAAAAUGUGAUGAUUGCUUUAGAGUUGAAUGUCAAAUUUGUAAACCUUGUUUUACCGAUGAAAUGAGACAAAUACUUGGACAAUGUUAUACUGAGCAUCAAAAUAAAAUGGAUUACAAAAGAAUAUUUCCACCAAAAAUUACAAAUGAUAUGGUACUUAAGGAUUAUUCAAUGAAAAAUCAAUUGUUACUACGUUGGUAUCAAGGAAAAUGUGAAGCUGAUUCAUCUUGGUGUGAUUAAAUUUAACUUUUAAAUCUUUCAAAUAAAUAUACAC